Molecule: messenger RNA, 3060 nt
Organism: Tuber melanosporum (Perigord truffle)
Lineage: Eukaryota; Fungi; Ascomycota; Pezizomycetes; Pezizales; Tuberaceae
Exons: 5
Coding region: 399-2633 (744 amino acids)
Biological process (GO): regulation of transcription by RNA polymerase II
Molecular function (GO): RNA polymerase II cis-regulatory region sequence-specific DNA binding; DNA-binding transcription factor activity, RNA polymerase II-specific
Source: RefSeq, a predicted model, not a curated record
CCUUCUCUGGCCUCACGAAAGCAGAAGCAGAAGCAGAAGAGAAAAACAACCUGCUCGCUUUGCGUGCCUUGGCCACCAUAACAACACGUCCCCUCGAUAAACACCAAAGAAUUCUCAACUUUUCUGGCCAUUCUUCUCAUCUCUUCCAGUUCUGUCAACUGCGUUGUAGCGUUAUCAGGUAAUCUCUUGUGUGGAUAUCUCAUCCUUCCAUUUCGCGCCCUCUUGUCAACACUUUACCUCGACCUAUCCUGACGUGAGGGAUCAACAUCACAACAACAACCGUUUACUUUCGUCUUGACAACCACCUCCACACAUACUGCGAAACAACAACUGCCACCCCUCCUCCCACUGUUGCCCCACCAACUUCAUCAGCAACAUCUCUCUGGUCCUUUUUGGCUAUGGAGGAUUCUUCUGGAUCCCGUUCGCCUUUGCCUCAUGGCCCCAAUUCCUCUGGACAUUCUCAGACUGUACGCUCUAGGUCCCGUUCGAUUGCCUCCAACUCAAGCACUCCCCAUCCUAAUGCUCAUCCCCGGAUUGCCUCUGGGAUGCCACAAUACAACCAGGAGCCGUACAACAGCGAGAACCAUCCAAUGACCCACCCAUCUCUGCUUGUCAUGACCCACAACCAGAUAACUGAAAUACAACCCCCCAUUGGCACCUCCCUCGAGGUCUCUCCACAGACAAACACUGCCUUUCCGAUCGAUCCAGCUCUUGGAGGAAGCCCCCCGGAACAGGCCCCCCUGCCUGAGCUUAGAUCCCCAACCACUCCGGUCUCAGAAAUUCCAAACUUUAGCCAGGAUCGUGUGCCCAAGGAUGAAGAGAGCCGUGAGUUUGAUUCUGGGAUGAUUGUUGACGAGGAAGAAGAGAAUGCAGGUCCCUCGUCUGGGAGGAAUUCAAAACGGGGGUCUGCGAUCGUUGAGGACAGUGAUGCCGAACUUCGUCGGCUAGCUGAGGAAAACAAAACAGUCCCAUUGGAUGAGCUCGCUAGGAGGGUCAGAAAUGAUGAGAACACACCGUCCGCCGAAAAGACAAGGCAGGUUUACGGCCUGGGAUGGUAUGUUUCCCCUUGCCCACUCCGCGUCGCCGUCCCUCGCAAUCGUGUAUAUGCCCGCUACGUUGGUAUCUGUGCUAAUGAACGCAUUAAACCUUUGAACCCUGCGUCUUUUGGAAAGCUGGUCCGUCUCAUGUUUCCUGAAAUAAAGACACGCAGACUUGGAGUCCGUGGACAAUCCAAAUACCAUUACUGUGGUAUUCGCCUCGCAGGCGAGCAGUCAUCCCCCAAAGUGUUGCAAGGUUCAGGUUCCGCCUCAGGAUCGGAACCACCCGCGCAAGCGGCUGGGGAUGAUCAUCUGCAAGUCUUCAACCCUUCUGCUCCUUUGCUGUCUAAGUUACUGACAGAUAGCAGAAUGAGUAACGGCUCGGCUCCGCCCUUCACAUUUCUAUCAAUGAAAUUGUCAUCAUUCCUGCAAAACGAGUUAUACUUCUCCCGUAAUGAAGCAGAUAACCUAUCAUCAAAUGAAAUCCUUAAACUCCCCGACAUAGACCUAUACGCACCGCCCGGAACAGACCCUGACAUAUCAGCUACUCUCACAGCUAUCUACAGAUCUCAUUGUACCUCGCUCAUAGAAUGUGUUCGAUAUAUGCGGCUAAAACAGUUUCAUCAGCUUUUCAUUUCCUUUCACGGCACACUGACCACUCCUGUCCAAAAGCUCCUAGGCGAACCCUCGAUUGCUUCCUGGAUUCGAGAGUCUGACUGGGUCAUGUACAAGGAAAUGAUAAGACUGCUUUCACCAUUAGCAUUGCAAGUGGUGCCUCCAUUCGUUGUGACUGCUCUUCGACAUCUUUCUACAAACCUAACGUCCCACAUCUCGAUGACAUUUGCUGUCCAACCCCAGCAUGUCAUCGAUGCAAAGAUCGUGCCAUCUAGCAUAUUUUCCAGUCUCUUAGACCGAUUGCUGCGCGUAAACGACGCCGCGCACGCAGCAGCUAGGUUUCUCGGAAAUCCUCCCGAUAGAGAGCAAAUGGUCAAAGACUGGAAAGACUAUGUCAACGCACAAACAAUCGUGGACCGUGAAUUGCCCUGUGGCUCUGCAACAGUGAGAGAAAUCUUGCAAACUGAGGUUAUCACCCUAUUACAGCCACCUUCGACAUCUGUGAAUGGAAUCCCCGAAGUAGAAGAUGGCUCAGCAUCCACGGAAAGUGUCCUAGACCGGUGGACACAAUUCCUAACUUACCUCCCUCACCGAUUCCCGGGAACAGACCCACGACUUUUCAACUUGUGCCUUGGUGCCGCAGCAUCUGCGGCCCUACGGGAUUUAACAACCAAUGGUGCUGUAUCAUUCGGCAGCUGGUGGGUCGUCCGUUGCUGGGUAGACGAAUGGAUGGGGUGGCUGGCCGAGCGAGGCGGAUUCCUUCGCCAUUCUUCGGAAUCAUCGAUACACAUUGGUGGCGGUCAUGUAGGUGCUGAGGAGGAACGUGUCUCUGUCGAGGCGGACUUGAUCGAUAAUGGGGACGAGCUUGGUCACGAUGAUAGUGGUAUAUCUUUACGAGGAGGGGAGGAACCAAUACAUCUUCUGGAUGAGGUAGGGGAUGAUCGGGAUAAUAGGAUGGUCACUAUCAAGUUUAGCAAGUAAUAGUCACGGUAUACUCGCCUUGGUGGUGUUCCUUUCCUUAUGAUACCUUCUGAUCGAUUUAUUUGCUUUCGGCUUUAUAUAUCUUUAAUUGUUGAAUUUUUGUUGUCGUGUUUUGUUUAUUUUCUCUUUCUUUCGUAUGGUAGCUACUGAAGGGUCUGGAAGCAAGUCCCCCUCCUGACCGAAUUAUUCAUUUUUAAUGAAGGCGUGAUGAUCGGUUACUUUCUUGUAUAUAUCGGGUUAAAAUGUUUUUUUUUUCUAUUCCUUUUUUCCUUUUUCUUUCUUUUACUACAGUGAAAGGGUGUUUUUUUGAGGUUUUUUUUUAUUCUUGCUUAAUUUCCUUUUUUGCGCAUCAUCGUUUCAUUUUUAUCACUGGCUAUUUCUUUCUCCUGCUCCUUCAGCUUUCUUCGGUUCUUUCCUUUUUUAUAAA